Messenger RNA from Fimicolochytrium jonesii, 902 nucleotides. RefSeq lists its product as uncharacterized. NCBI's taxonomy places the organism in Eukaryota, Fungi, Chytridiomycota, Chytridiomycetes, Spizellomycetales, Powellomycetaceae. The transcript has a single exon. The record is from RefSeq and is a predicted model, not a curated record. Bases 108 to 647 code for a protein of 179 amino acids.
CUACACGAGCCUGAAAGAAGUGACAUUCCUCCCCCUUAUCCGCCAGGCUCCCUCCUUAUCGGGAUCGUUCCACUCAUCCCAUCCUUACCGAAUCGGCAUGGCAUCAUAUGCAUCGCUGGGUAGCAAUCUACGCAAAGCGCAAUACGGUCGUCGAUAGGAGAUUGCGCGGCGCAGGGAUCUCUAUCGCUCCUCGUCCUCCUCUUCGACGGUGGCGGCGUGGUGUCGGAGUCAAUUGGAGAUUCGGCGGCGAGCAACUAUUCCCAUGUUCGAGGGAUUUCUACGUGUGCUGGGAAGAAGGCACCACCCUUUCUCCACAUCUCCGUCCUCUCACUCGCCCGCGACCUCUCUCUCACUCGUUUCCCCUCUCUGUCCGUGUCUCUCCCGUUCGACACCUCCAUCAACCGCUUCGCAUCCUAGUACGCUUCUUCACGGUAAUGGACAGGGUGGUCGUCAUUGUAGGUAUCAUCCUCUAUGCAGAUAUCAUUAUGGUCACCAUGGUCCGGUUCCAGGUAUUCUUCAAAGUCGUCGUAUUCUUCGGCCGUUGGCUCCGAUGUGCGUUCGGGACGCUCGAGAUGUUCGGGGUGCUCACUGUGCUCACCGGUCACUUUGCGGCUUUCCUAGGAUCUCUGUCUGUGAUUUACGGGUAAAUCUCCGGCUUCUGGUCUAAUGGCAAAGAAAAGGGUGUUUUGCCAUGCAUUCUCAUCUCUGUCCAUUAGGUUGCUGCAAGUUGAAUUCGGACACUUGCAGCGGAUGGUUUGCAACUUUCCAUAUAUCUUCCCGCAGAAUUGAACAUUUUUGGGUACUCUAUGGUUCAGCACUUCUCGAAACCAUGCAUGUGAUAGGAUGGUCAACACUCGUUUGCUCAUCGUAGCUAGUUCCCUUCUCUCUUUUUCACAAGAGCA